Lates calcarifer (barramundi perch) is the source of this 4659-nucleotide messenger RNA. It is a transcript of the gene niban1a, whose product is annotated as niban apoptosis regulator 1a. Lineage: Eukaryota; Metazoa; Chordata; Actinopteri; Centropomidae. Bases 284 to 3208 code for a protein of 974 amino acids. The transcript is spliced from 14 exons. The record is from RefSeq and is a predicted model, not a curated record.
UUGAUGUGAACAGGCAGGUCGCUGAUGGAUUAAACCAGUCUCAGAGCAUCAUGUGUGAUUAUCAGGCGCCUUCAGGAAUAAAAAGUGAGCUGGCUUUUCUGGCUGAGCGUCAGCGAAUGACACAGAGGAGGAGGAAGAGGAGGAGGAGGAGGAGGAGGAGGAGGGCGUGUCUCUCCUCUCCCCCUCCCUCCCUCCUUCACUGCUGCCCGCUGCAGAUCGAUGUGACGGCGUCUGUACCUGAGGACUGAACCCUACCUGUGGAUCCUCUUCCGGCGGCAGCACCAUGGGGAUCUCCGCGUCCAGUCUGCUGGAUGAAAACAAAUCCAACUACAUCAAAGGUCAGGUCGAGGCCGAGCUGAAGGAGUUCAGUCCGUACUACAGGAAGCAGUUCUCCGUGGCUCGGUUCUCUCAGGUGGAGGAUGACCUGGAGCAGAACAAAGAGAAGAUCACACAGCUGCUCAAACAGAGGGAGGCUCCUCAGGAGGGCAAGGUCCUGUACGAGGAGGCCGUCCUUUACUUUGACGACACCAGGAAGUGGAGGGAGAGGUACGUGGUGGUGAGAGCCAACUACUGCCUGGAGUGUCACGAGAGCCUAGAGACCUUUCUUAAAGGAGUUCCUCCACGCCACAAGCUGCUGCCUACAGGGGGCACUGUUCUGACCACAGAGGAGAAGUACAUGGCCAUGGUGGACCGGUGUUUUCCUGAUGAUACCAAUGUGAAGGAGGACUUUGCCCCCCCUCUGUCGGGGAUGCCGGGUCAGUUCCCGGUCUACCUGCGUCUGCCCUACAGGAGAGACUCGUACUUCUGCUUCAGGCAGCAGGUCAAACAGGCCGCCUUCCUCUCCAUCCUGACCGACUGCAUCAGGCACCAGAACCAAGACUUCCUGAAGAAGAAGACGUGCGAGGUUCAGGCCUUCCUCAAAGCCAUCCAGCUCUACCGACAGGACAAAGGCAAAUACGAGGCCUGGGACAUGCUGAUAGGAAGUGAUGUCAGGGUGAUGGCCAACGUGGUGAUGGAGCAGCUGCUUCCAUCUCUGGAGAAAGACAUGCUGCCUCGUCUCAAAGCCAAGAAGACGGAGAAGAAGAGAGUUUGGUUUGCCACGGUGGAGGCGGCGUACAUCCUGGUCCAGGAGCACCUGUUGGAGGGACUGUCGGCGCUGAAGGAGGAAUGUCGGACGUCGGUGCGGCAGCAGGAGGUGCUGAUCCACUCUGACAUGGACCAGAUCCUCAGCUCCAGGCGGCAGCUGGAGGAAAACAUCAGAGCCAAAGUGUCAGAGCCAGCGGAGAAGCUGUGCUCAGAGUCCGUCCAGCCCUACCUGGGCUCAGUCCUGGAGGAGCUGAUGGAGCCAAUCAGCUCUGGUUUCCAGGAGGGACGUCAGCUGAGUGAGAGCAUGAUGGACCAGGUGUGUCAGGACUACAUGGCAGGAGGAGACAGCGAGCAACUGGAAAAGGCUCUUGCUAACAUGGCGAGACCGAACCUGCUGAGCUGCUACCAGAAGAUCAGCUCCCUGCAGGAGAAACUGCAGCACCUGCAGGAGAGGUUCGGUUUCUCAAAUAUCACAGGAGUGAUCCACAGCGCCCAGAUCGACCUGCAGCAGCUGAUGGAGAACGCAGGUUACACGUUUGAGCAGCUGCUGUCCAAAGCCGUCCAGGACAACCCAGACAACGCCGGCUCUGCGAUCGAAAAGGCCAAACACAGAGUGCUCAAGCAAUAUGACUAUGACAGCAGCACAGUGAGGAAGAGGAUCUUCCAGGAGGCUCUCGUUUCCAUCACACUGCCCUUCAUCAAGAAGAACCUGGCCCCCACCUGCAAAGCUGAUCUUCAGGGUCUUGAACAGUUCAUCUAUGCUGACCACACCAACUUCAUCCAUGUUGAGAAUGUUUAUGAAGGCAUCCUCCUGCAAACUCUGGACAAGGAGGUCACCAAAGUGGUGAAGGAAGCAGCGAGCCGGAAGAAAUACAACCUGUUCACAGACAGCAAAGACCUGGUCAGCCAGUCCAGCCGCUCCAGCCUCUCCUCCCCGUCCGUCUCCACUCCAGGCAGCCCCGCCAUGGCGCUCGCCUCCCCGUCUAAAACCUCCUCUGAGCCCCAGCCCCCCUCUCCUCUUGUGGCCAACGGUCUGUCGUCCAGUCCUCAGAAGGAGGAGCAGCAGAGGAAAGAGAACGACGUGGUGCAGAGCGAAGCCUCAGCGGCUGUGACAGUGAUUGAGACGCCUCUGGGGAAAGUGGAACAAAAAGAGAUCGUUCAGAGUGUCGCGGUCAGUGAGGAGAAGGAGAUCCCUGCACCUAAAGCAGAGGAGGUCAUCCAGACUGUGAAGGCUGAAGAAGACGCCCCUGUCGCAGUUGAGACAGCAGCAUUAGCGGACACAACCGCUCGGAAAGAGACACAAGAAGUCAACGUAGCAGCAGCCCCGGAGACUGUGAUCCAAGAGGAAGUGAUUUCUGUUCAGACAGAAAAAGUCGAGACAGCUGCUGAGCUGGAGACGCAGAGCACAGACGCUCCAAAAGAAGCAGAAGUAACUUUAGCAGAAAUUCCUGUGGUUGUAGAAAGUUUAAAGACAGAUGCAGAAGAAGCAUCAGCACAAGCAGAAGCUCCUGUACCAAGUCCUGAUCCUGUAACUGAAACAGUGCCCACCUCAGCAGCCACACAGCCAGCAGACAGCAGUGAAGGAGACGAACAGAGCGGGAGCUCAGCACCCUCUAGUGGUGAAGCACCUGUACUCACACCUGAAGAUGUGAAGGGGAACGAAGCAGAGCCAGCAACAGUCUCAGAUCCUAACUCUCUGGAUGUGUCAGUAGGAAGUGAAUCACCCCCCUCAGAUCUGGAGUCCACAGAGGAAGCCAAAGCCACUCAGAGCAGCGAGGACGAAGUCUCGACAACCUCUGACGUGUUGGAGGAUGAAGCGAACGUUAGUAAAUCACCUGUGAGCUCAGACGACGCACCUGAGGACAAAAGCACGAGCGCCGAGCGGUCUCCUCAGACCCAGACGGAGGCCGCGAGCCCUGAUGUCGGCGUGAGCGGGGACAUCGAAGCGGGAGCGAGCGUAAAUGUGGAGGCAACAGGUGCUACAGCCAAAGACGAAACCUCACCCAGCCCUGAAGCCCCGCCGCUGGACUGCAUCAAGGGGAUCCGCGACCUGGUGGUGGAGGUGAUUGAGGUGGAGGAGCUGGUGCAGCGUUACCCCAGCGGAGUCCCUACAGAUGAAUAAAGCGCCACAGCUGCAUUAGAGGACACGUGGGCCAAGUAUUCGCUCAGCAGGACGAGGGACUAAACAUAACGGUAGCUUCCAUCUGAGAAAACUGCCCAUCUGCUUUAAAUCGUCCUCGUCUUAGAACAAGGGCACUGAAACAGGAAGAGACUCCUGAGAAACAAUCACUAAAGCUUCCAUGAACUGUAACACAUAUGCAUGAAAUUACAUUAAAUUAUUUAUAUAAAUCAAUAUCAUUUACACAAAUCAUUACAUCAGCUGUGUCAGGUGUAUAAAACAGCAGAUCUGUUUUUUUUAGUGAUGGACUUUAAACUCCAAUUACUUUAGCACCAAAUUGUUUUAGAAAACUAUUUUAAGACAGAAGAUUGUGAAUAAAUUUGUAGAAAAUUCAUUUUAUCUGUGGUAGAUUAUUAAUCUGUGGUAAAGGAAUAGUUAGACAUUGUGGAGACACAUUCUUCCUGAGGGAUGUGAUGUUGGAGAUCAAUCUCACGCCUGUAUGUGAGCAUAGCUUAGCAUAAAGACUGGAUGCAGGGGGAAACAGCUAGCCUAGCUCUGUCAACGCCUCUAAAGCUAAUUAACAUGUUACAGUUGGUUGAAUUCAUACACAGACAUGUAAAAAUGAAAAUUCAUGGCUGCAGAGGGAGGUACAUGUUGGAACUAUUUCUUGCUGAACAACAAGUGAGGUGCAGCGCUGUUACCAGUGGUAGAAGAACAUCAUAUUUUAUAAACUGAUCAUGUUUUAAAAUCCAAAUCUGAAAAGUAGAAAUACAAGAACCUCAAAAUUAGUGAGUUAGGUUUAUUAAAACAGAACCAGGCUAGCUGUUUCCCCUGCCUCACAGUGUUUAUGCUAAGCUAAGCUAACCAUGUCCUGAACACACAGAUGUUAGAUUGCUCCAUCUGAACGUGUCACUCUCAGAAACAAAUGUAAAACUCCUGUUUCAGACAGACUACACAUCAGUGGAUCCACAGCAGCUUUUAGAAAUCAUCAGUGAGUUUAAAAAUCACCACAGAUAUUUUAAUAUAUAGCACCACAUGAUCUAGAUCAGCUCCACUGCCAAAUUCACACUACAGCUUUAGGCACACUAUUUUCUCCUUACUGUGAUUUUUGUUUUUGACCUACUGAAGGAUUGUUUAACUACAAAAAGCUUAGAAAAGUGCCUCUCCAGUACCUCCAUGUCGUCCUCGCGUGCCUUAGAUCUGAUGAAGAAGGAAACCCGCCUCUGCCACGUAGGCGUGGUCGUCAGAGAGACUGGUCCGAGUCUGAACGCCUCCGCUCGAGCUCUCCACCAAGUGCCUUUUACCUGUACAGAGCAUCUCACACAGACAGGGGUUAGUAGAUCACAGUUUGGGUACAGGGAGGAACAUGUGACCAUAAACUGUCCACCAGGUGAAUGUUGCUUAAUGGAAACAAUGUGGAAAUAUAAUGAAUAAAAUAAAAGUCUGUAAACAAA